AUGAAAGGUCAACAAAAUCGUGGCGAACGAAGUAUACGUGAUGUGGACGAAGCAAAGGAUUUACGAAGGGCUGAAAUCGAACGGCGUUGCUUAGCGUUACACCCACCCUUGACGGCCGCUGUUCUAAGCCAUAUGGACUCUUUUACAGCGGCAAUACAAAUUCCCCAUGAGCUAACUGAUAAGGACUGGGAGUAUUUGAAACCCCGCCUACUAGCCCAGAGAGAAAUGGCCGAGAGCAAAGAGAUUGAGCGUUUGAAAGAAUCCCAGCUUUUGCAAGCUAAGACGGAAGAACGCCGACAGCAAGAAGCGCGCUCAAAGCAAGACAAACAAUCUUUGGAUGAUCAAUGGGAGGAUGCGCAGCGUCUGAUUCGUGACCAGAUCAAUCUCUAUGCCGACGAAAUCAUCACAAAGAACUGGAACGAUGGAACAACCCUCACGAAGGACAAAUGCGCUCAAUUUGCUGCAGAAGUCUUGAUGCACGUACGAACAAGAUUCUAUGCGCACGUUGAAGAGGAAGAUGCUAUCGCUCGGGCAUCCGGCGUUGCUGUUAAAUCGGACUCUGCAGAUGAACCACCCACGCGCAAGCUAAUCCUUGAGAACAUGAAGUGGAUCUUUGACAACAAGAUCAAACCUCUUACCCAGCAAUUGGUAAAGGAGAUGUUCCUUUGCAAUGGAUGCGAAAAUAAUUCCAGAUACUACGGCUUCGAAGGAGUAGUCCAACACUAUGCUGCGAAACACACAACUGCCUUGAGUUCAGGAAAUGUAAUAGUGUUCUGGCGCGCCGAGUGGCCCGAGAAACCUCCAUUCCAUCCCAAUCCGAAUGCUGCCAAAGCCCUGCUCCAUGCUAGCUCUCAGAGUGGAUUCAAUCCGCCGCACAGCUUUCCACGGCAGCAAGGUGCACCUGGUAUCUAUAUGGGAACUCCCGAACAACGACAUUCUAUCCUUCCUGAUUCGAAUCCUUCUUCCCGUGCUGCGUACGGACGAUCCCCAUUCAGAAGUCCAUAUCCAUCUUCCUACAUGCAUGGUCCUUUUCAGCCGCCGUCGCCUCGUACCAGCCCCUACUAUCCUGGUUAUAUGUUCCCCCCACCGUCUCCAGCAAUGGAUUCUGCAGCCGUUGAUCCGUCAUCAGCAUACAGCUCUCCCUAUCAUGCUCACGUGGUUCCUGUGAAUCACCAGCACCAUGUUUCCCAGCACCAUGUUUCCCAAGCUCCUCAUCCGUAUCCGUCCCCCGCUUACGGGUCUUCCUCGCCAUCUAAUCAAGGUCUUCUCUAUAAAUUACCACAAUCUGGACAUGGUAGUACUCUCGGACAUUCUAGGAGUGCUACCAAUCCGGACAGCUAUCAACAUCAGCUGGACAUGGUGGCUCGGGUUGCUCGGGAUGUUUGGAACGCGACUUCGGGAAUCAAGGACCUACCCAAUAGCAUCCGCGCCCAUGUUUCAAUAUAUCACGUGGCCAAUACUCUGCGGCCUGUGUUUCAUUCCGAAGUCUCCAUUGCUCUUUUCCUGGACGGUCUGAAUAGUCGUGCACAAAUGAAACCACUGCGUGGCUUGAAUGGACUUGCCUGUAAAUGCUGCAUUGAUGAGGGGAAUGAAGAGCCAGGAUCACACCUACGAAAUUCAAAGCUAUAUCAUUUCCCAGCUCUUCUGACUCAUUUUCAGUCAAUGCAUCUGCACCACGACAAGCAUGGCGCUGCCAUAGAUCUUCAGGAGAAAAGCCUGGUCCCCGAUUGGAAAAUAGAUAUGGUUGCUCUUCCUGACUUAUCGACACUAAAAUCAUUGCCGCGUAAUCUUGGCAUGGAUGAUUUCAAGUUGCGAAUCAUUGCCCAAGCCUUGCCUCGUGUUUUUGAUUCUUCAUUACCAGAACUCCCCCCGGAAACCUUCCUGACCAAACGUUCUCCAGCUGUGCACCAUGCAUAUAUGGCAGAGCAGCGGCCGAAUUAUCCUUCGCCGAAUGUUCACCAUGUCCAGAGAGUCGAAUAUUCAUCGGUUCCCGGACAGAGGGAGUUUCCACCAGACGAUCUCCCAAUUGAUGCUAUAUCAGGAAGGCAUUACGUCUCACGUGACCCGGUUUCUCGACAUGAAAGUCCAAUUACAACGCCUCUCUAUGAUGAUGGCCGUAAUUACGAUCGUGCUGCUCACUAUCUGCCACGCUCUCCUCGUAGAAUGAUCGUUCGAGCCCGAUCACCUCGUUAUAUUCGCGUGCACCACGAGUAUGACUAUAGAGAUGAUGAUGCAGACGAUUUAAGCUCAGGACAUCAUGACAGAUACUACAUACCGGUAACGCGGCCAACUAUGUCAGAUCGCCCCGAAUAUGGAUACCGGCCAAUAAUAACCGAAAGAUUCGAGGGAGAUAUACCAAUGCAGCAGCAACGUGUCGAGAGACAACCCAAUCUCACUCGACAGACUGAAGGCCAAGAAACUUCACAGGGACCAAUCCUCCCAAACCACGCCGUUCCUGUUAUUCCUGGUCAUGAAGAUUCUCAAUCAAAUGCUGGAGAUAUUAGCGCAGCGGAUCAAUUUCUAAGUACUCUAGUUCCUGGUCAGGAAACGAGCUCUGAAUUAUCAAGGAACGACUCGUCAUCUUCAAUCUCAAAAUAUACGGGCUCGCGGCGUCGUGUUCCAGCGGGUGACGAGGCGGCUGUGUCAUAUUACAGUCAAGAUGAUGUCUGGAACCAACGAUGGGGUGAUAAUCCUGGAUCUGUUAGAUCACACGAAACAGGUCUACGAGAAGGUAGACACGGCGCCAGAUCUCCCGAAGUAAUUCAACUUCGAUCAUACGGACGCAAGCCUUCUAGCGGUACUUCUUCAAGUGUCGCUAUAGAAUCCAGUAAAUUGCCACCACAUGCAGGUACGAGUCGAUUCGACAGAUAUGAAGCUCUACGUCAAGAAGGUCUUCGAGGCAGUUCAAAGUCUCCUUCUAUCGUCAAGGAAGACAUAUCACGAGAUGCACCGCCAGUCUACUAUGACGAUCAAGAUCCGCGAGCUCAACAAUCCCGAUUACCGCCUCAGCAGCAACAACACAUGGUUCCCCGGGAGCGCGAUUCGGCUAGUCAAGGAUUUAUCAGAAUGGAAAGAGAAAAUAGCAGACGAAGUUAUAGAACUGGAGGUAAUGCUCGCGAUCCGGCGUACUAUGAUGAUACCAUGGAGUAUUGA
Talaromyces amestolkiae is the source of this 3153-nucleotide messenger RNA. RefSeq lists its product as uncharacterized. The record is from RefSeq and is a predicted model, not a curated record. The transcript has a single exon. Lineage: Eukaryota; Fungi; Ascomycota; Eurotiomycetes; Eurotiales; Trichocomaceae. The coding region runs from base 1 to 3153 and encodes 1050 amino acids.